Protomyces lactucae-debilis is the source of this 1602-nucleotide messenger RNA. Its product is annotated as Oxoglutarate and iron-dependent oxygenase degradation C-term-domain-containing protein. Bases 1 to 1602 code for a protein of 533 amino acids. The transcript has a single exon. The record is from RefSeq and is a predicted model, not a curated record. Gene Ontology annotation, cellular component: cytoplasm. Gene Ontology annotation, molecular function: peptidyl-proline dioxygenase activity; iron ion binding; L-ascorbic acid binding. NCBI's taxonomy places the organism in Eukaryota, Fungi, Ascomycota, Taphrinomycetes, Taphrinales, Protomycetaceae. Gene Ontology annotation, biological process: regulation of translational termination; peptidyl-proline hydroxylation.
AUGGAGGAGCGGCCUGGAAAGAAGGCAAGAAUAGCUGGACCGGGCGAUUGCUUUGCAAAGGGCUUAUUGGACACAUCGGAAGAACAAAGUAAAGCAUACGCAGCCUCAGAGCCCUACCAGCAUGCGUGCAUCCCACAACUUUUUGACGACGACCUUUUGCAUGCUGUAAAGGCUGAGAUUCUAGCAAAUCUUGUGUUCACGGAGAAGGAAACAGAUAUCUACAAAGUACGGCAGACGGGCGACUUGGCAAAUCUCGAUGGUUUGGAACAAUCCGAGAAGCAAAAGCUCAAAUACAUUGCUCAAGUCCGUGAAGCCCUCUACUCUGUGCCAUUUCGCACAUACCUACGGAAAGUGACAGGGGUCGGCCCGUUAUCUGGCAGCAAAAUUGACAUGAGCAUCAAUAACUACACACAAGGCUGUCAUCUGCUGAAUCACGAUGAUGUGAUCGGUACACGCAGUGUCAGCUACAUCUUGUAUUUGCCUGAUGAAGGCUGGCAGCCAACUGAUGGCGGCGCUUUGGAGCUGUAUCCUGUCAAGACCAAGGGAAUUCCAGUCGACGAACCAUCUCUGACAUUGCCACCCUCAUGGAAUCAAUUUAUCUUCUUUGCAGUGCAGCCGGGACACUCUUUCCAUUCGGUCGAAGAGGUGGUCUCCAAGAAGAAUAGGCUGAGCAUCUCUGGCUGGUUUCAUGUUGCUCAGCCAGGAGAAGAAGGAUAUGAUGCGCGUGCAACAGACUUAGCAAAUGAGGAAGAGGCCAAGGCGAAAUCAACCCUGGAACAGCUUCUUGCCACUGACGAUGCACAAUUCGACGCCUACCCAGAGUCGACCGAAUUUCCGGAUGUGUUGAGUGAGGAAGCACUUACUGAGCUCAGCACAGUUAUGAACCCGCAAUAUCUGAGUCCAGUGACAUUGAAGCAAGUUAAUGAGCAAUUCUGCAAUGACUCUUAUAUUCAAUUAUCCAGCAUCCUGCGCAAAGACCUUGCAGAUAAGCUCAAGAAAGUUCUUGUGGAAGCUGAUGCGCAUGACAAGAUUGAUGGCUCAAUCAUGACGCCGCAUGGAACAGGCGUCGGCAAUGGCUGGAAAGUAGAAGGUCCGCCGCAUCGCCACAGAUAUUUGAGACUGGCAUCUUCUUCGGAGGUACCUCCAGAUGCUGCAGCUGAUACGCUACGCCAAAUUGAGAAGGUGGUCGCCUCAGACGCUUUCCGCACGUGGCUUGCCCUCGUCACAGCCUUGCAGCCAGAAUCGCGGUUCACAUGCGCACGUCGCUUUCGACCCGGUCUGGAUUACACUCUGGCAACGGCCAACCAGCGUCUCUUGCUGGACGUCAAUUUGUGUUUGACUCCAGCAAAGCCUGUUUGGGAAGAAGGCGAGGUGGGUGGGUAUCUGUGCUUCAUGGCCCCGCAUGGCGACGAAGACGCAGCAGUGUACAAGGCAUCUGCUGACGAUGAAGAAGAUGGCGUCUUGUUGACAGCCCACGCAGCCUGGAAUGAAAUGACCAUCGUCAUGCGCGACACGGGCGUUUUGUCCUUCACGAAAUAUGUUGCUGUUGCAAGUGGCGCAAGCCGUUGGGACAUCGCAGGGCAGUACCCAGUUGCAGACUAG